Messenger RNA from Funneliformis mosseae, 507 nucleotides. The record is from the annotation of a GenBank genome assembly. NCBI's taxonomy places the organism in Eukaryota, Fungi, Glomeromycota, Glomeromycetes, Glomerales, Glomeraceae.
AUGACGGUUUACCUGAAGAUUUCCGAGUUUUUUCUUUGGUACAUCAACAUCGAAGAUAAAGAGGAGUUUAGGAGUUUUUGCCUAUGGCCAAAUAACCCGUCAUUAUAUCGAGUUAUCGGACGUUUUUCCUGCGGCUAUAAUAACCGGUUACCAGUCUAUCCAGCUUUAAUUUCCUGUGAAGAAAUUGUCAAAGCGGGUAAUGAUGGACAAGUGGUCUUGGAGGUUAAUGGUAAAAGUCAUUAUAUCGAGUUAUCAGCUUCGGCUAUAACCCGGUUUCCAGUCUAUCCAGCUUUAAUUUCCUGUGAAGAAAUUGUCAAAGCGAGUAAUGAUGGACCAGUGAUCUUGAAGUUUAACCAGUUUACCUUAGAGGUCAUUAUACCGAGUUAUCGGGCGUUUUUCCUGUGGCUUUAUAAUACCCGGUUACCAGUCUAUCCAGCUUUAAUUUCCUGGGAAGAAAUUGUUAAAGCGGGUAAUGAUGGACCAGUGAUCUUGGAAGCUUUGCUUUAG